GUCCACGACAUCAGCUUGAUAAAUGUAUUUUACACAAAACAACCUUUAUUACUACUAAACAUUAAACAAACAUUAUUGUGUACCGCAUGAAUCUUGAUUUAAAUUCUAGAUAUAGUCUAGAUCAAUAUAUAAAAAUAGGGGAUAGCCAGGCAGUAGAUCUACAUUUUUUUAAUAUGUCGGAUGUCACUAUGAAUUUAUGAAAUGAGUUGAAACUGCAUAUUGUUGAAAUAUGGAUCAGCAAAACUCCUUUUUUCGUGGGAGGGGGAGAGGACGUGGUAAUCAGUUUGUCACACCAGCCUCACCACAACAAAGAAACUCACAAAGUUCUAAUGGAACACAGCAAAGGCCUGGCUACUUAAACCAAGCUAACCGUUGGGCUGAUAAUGGUUUGAAUAUCUCUGGCCCUCAGAGUCCAAGAGUUGAAAGUGAGAGAUUAGAAGCUUCUAUGAAGUCAGUUGAAGAUUUAUUUGCCAAGGCAAGAAAUGAGCAUUCAGUGUCUGCCCAACGACAUUUAUCUAAAACAGAAAAUAUUUUGAGUGACUCUGAUGAUGAGGAAGAUGAUAUUGGUAGCUUGGUUCUCAGCGGAGUGUUUAAGUCAUAUGCUAAAACAUUUGACACUGGUGAUACUGAUGAAGUACACUCAGCACAGGAAAAGCUUCUUCACUCUUUCAGAUCUGGAACUUCAGCAUGUCUUGUUUGUAUAGAGACUAUCAAAAAAGAGGAACCAAUUUGGAGUUGUUCUGGCUGUUUUUGCAUGUUUCACAUAACAUGCAUACAAAAGUGGGUAAGAGAAGGAGUAUAUCAGAAACAAUAUUCCUCUGGAGACUUUGUCACUGAUAAACCAACUGAUAACAUUCCUUGGUACUGUCCGAAAUGCCGUCAUGAAUACUCACAGCGUGAAAGUCCAACAAAAUACUACUGUUUUUGUGGAAAAGAGGAGAACCCCAAAUUUGACCCCUGGCUUGUACCACAUUCAUGUGGUGGUGUUUGUGGUCGCAAGCUGAAACCUAAUUGUGGGCAUUCAUGUCUCUUGCUUUGUCAUCCAGGGGCAUGCCCUCCUUGUCCAUCAAUUGUUAAGUCUUCUUGCUACUGUGGAAAGAGUGCCCCAAAAACUGUGCGGUGUAGUGCUAGAUCUUGGACUUGUGGGAGUAUUUGCGGACGCACUCUUUCUUGCAAACAUCACAAAUGUGCUGACAGGUGUCACUCAGGCGAGUGCCUUACAUGUACGCAAACAAGCAUACAAAGUUGUUGUUGUGGAAAGAAGAAAAUGGAACGCCCUUGUGAUAGUGUUUCCUGGAAGUGUGAUCAGAUCUGUGGAAAAGUUUUGAACUGUGGUAAUCAUUUAUGUGAGGUGAAAUGUCAUUCAGGGCCCUGUGGUAGCUGUCCACGUUUAGGACUAAGAAAAUGCCCAUGUGGAAAAACAGAAUUUCAACUACCUUGUACAGAAGACAUUCCAACAUGUGGUGAUACUUGUGGUAAACCACUAACCUGUGGCCAGCAUUUUUGCACCCACAGAUGUCACACAGGUGAAUGUGGGCAGUGUAUGCAAAUGUCAUUUAAAAAGUGUCGCUGUGGUCAGCGGCAAAAAGAAGUACCUUGUGCUAAAGAAUUUCAGUGUGAGAAAAAGUGCAACAACAUGAGAAGUUGUGGUGUCCACAAAUGUAAUCGUAAGUGCUGCGAUGGUAAUUGUCCUGGCUGUGAGCAUAUAUGUGGCAAAACUUUGAGGUGUCGCAAUCAUAAAUGUGCAAGCAGAUGCCAUAAAGGUCCUUGCUAUCCAUGCCCACUUACUGUGAGUGUCACUUGCAACUGUAAGAAAAGUCAAAUUGCAGUACCUUGUGGAAAAGAAAGGGAAACAAAACCUCCAAGGUGUAAUCUACCUUGCCAAGCUCCACCAGAAUGCCACCAUCCCAACAGACAGAAACAUAGAUGUCAUUUUGCUGAUUGUCCACCCUGCAAUUUUAUAUGUGGAAUAAAGUUUAAUGGGUGCAAUCAUAACUGCCCAGUCUUGUGCCACGAUGCUGUUAAAAUCAAGAUAGAAGAUAAAAGUGCAAAAGCAGGGCCCUGGGAAGCAAAGCCAACCCGCAUAGAGAAAGUUGCCAAGCCUUGUCCACCAUGCCAAGUUCCUAUUACAGUUCAAUGCCUUGGAAAACAUGAGACUAGUGACUUGCCAUGCUUCAAUGUUAAACCGUACUCUUGUGGUCGGAAAUGUGGACGUAACUUAGCUUGUGGAAACCAUGUUUGUCAGUUGCCCUGUCAUGUGGUGACAAGUGCUGAUGAUGAUUCUCUGGCUGGCAAGGAGUGUCAGCAUUGUGAAGCUGGAUGUGAGGCUAAAAGACCAGAGGGGUGUACUCACCCAUGUGUCAAGCCUUGCCACCCACCACCCUGCCCUCCUUGUCAUAUGAUGAUACGCAUGCGUUGCCACUGUCAAACACUUGUCAAGCAUAUUGAGUGUUCAAGAUGGAUAUCUGUAUCAAAAUCUCAACAAGAUGUUCUCAAGUGCUGUGAACAGCCCUGUCCAAAAGAGAUGCCUUGUGGUCAUCCUUGUGGAGCUAUCUGCCACAGUGGAGCUUGUCCUAAUAUUAACAGUUGUGACAAGAAAGUUGUUCUCAAGUGUAGAUGUAAGAAGAUAAAAAAAGAGAUUCUAUGCAAAGAUAAGGCAGUUGUUCCAAAGCCUGAAUGUGACACCAGCUGCAAAAAUAAAAGCAUGACUGUUGAUGAAACAUCCAAACUUAAAGAAGAAGAGGAACGUAAAAAGCAGGAAGCAGAACUUUUGGAGUUUGAGAGAAUGAUGAAAGGGCGUAAGAAAAAGCCAAGAAAGCAUAAGGAAGAAGUUGUUGAAGAAGCAUUUGUAAGCAAAUAUAAAAGUUAUAUUAUUUUAGCAUUAGGAAUUCUUACAGCAUCUGGAUUAGCCAUUUAUUUUACAUUAAACAAAUCAAAUUAGGUACAAUUAGAAGUGUUAUUAAAUACUCAUUGUUACAUAAAACUCAAAUAUCAGAUAUGUAAUAGUCUUAUUUUAUUGUGUUUUCAUGUGUUCACUAGCUGGAAUCUUAUGAUCAUAACUCAUUUAAAGAGAAUCAAAAUGCUAGGUACAUAACACACUUAGGGAAUCAUUGUUUACUGUUAAUCUGUAACUUAAUAAAUAAAUAAUGAAUUACCAUGUAAAAUUAUUGACACAUUUUUUUCCUUUGUUGUACUCUAAAAUAGAUUUUUUUCUGCAUUAAUUUAUGCUACUCUAGAUCCUGUUGUUUUAUAUGAUGAAGUAUAUGCAGUGUUAAUGUUUAGUUAUAAAAGAUUUUAUUUGUUACUACAGCUGUUAAAGCUGUGUUUUACUAUUGAUGUUUCAUGUUAUGUUACUUUUAUUUACUUGUGAAGAGGUGUACUUACUAUAACCUUGUAUUAAUUUUACCUUAGAAACCAGCUGAUUAAUUAAUUCACUUUUUUUUUUUUAACCUGUUUUACAUUUGCUGUGACUGUAUUCCAUUCCACUUGAAUGUAGCAGUGUGAUAAAUCAGAACUUUUGGUCUAGUUUGAUUUUGAUGUUUUAGAUUAUUAGUGUACAAAUCUUAACUUGGACACAAAAGUAGAAUAUAACUUGAGUAAAACAAGUUGCAGUUUUAUUUCUGCAUUUUAAAAUAAAAAUUUAGUUUCAAUUAACUCACUUGAGCACUUUAACAUUUCUUUAUUGAGAGUAAAGAGAAGCUUACCCUAGUAUUGUGUGCUUGAAAUAAAAUAAUAAUUAUCCAAAGUAUUACAAAUUAUUCUUCGAGGUAAGAAAGUUAUGAUGAACUGUCGAUUGACAACUGGCUUGUGUCACUUAGUUACAAUUUUAAACUUUGGUUUUUUAGUGAAGAUUAUCGAAAUGUUUGGAUCUUGCUGAUUUUCUUAGCUCUAACCUUAUUAUAUUUUAAAAUUUAGGCUCUUUGAUCAUUUCAUUUUUGCAGCAUUUCAGUACAAACUAUACAAUAGCUUGGAUCAAUACUAUGUAUUAUAAAUAUGCUUUUUAAAGUUAUGGCUUGCUACCAUUUUUAUUUAGAUGUUAUAGAUUUUUAAAACUGUUCUUUCGUUAGAGUUGGAUUGAACUGUAUCUUUUUGACAGUUAUGUUAAAAUGUUGUAGGUAAAUUAAAUCAAACUUCAAAAUCAUCCUUGAGUUUGUUAAAUAUUGGAAUUGAGCAUGUCUUAUGUUUCUGUCAUGAUAACCCAUGUUUG
Messenger RNA from Physella acuta, 4207 nucleotides. Its product is annotated as NF-X1-type zinc finger protein NFXL1. The record is from RefSeq and is a predicted model, not a curated record. Gene Ontology annotation, cellular component: nucleus. Gene Ontology annotation, molecular function: RNA polymerase II transcription regulatory region sequence-specific DNA binding; DNA-binding transcription factor activity, RNA polymerase II-specific; zinc ion binding. Gene Ontology annotation, biological process: regulation of DNA-templated transcription. Lineage: Eukaryota; Metazoa; Mollusca; Gastropoda; Physidae.